GGAGCGUUGAGUUCCUCAGUGAAAAUAGUCCGGCCGCAUAAAGGCGGCUGGCGUCGCCAUCAGCGAUCUUUCCAGUCGCAUGCCGAAGUUGGGAACGGACCAUGUCUUGCGAUUCUGCUGAUUUCAACAGUUCAAGAGAUAGAGACCAUGGAAGGCCAGAUGGAAUGGAGCCUGAUGGGGUCAUCGAGAGCAACUGGAGCGAGAUUACGGACAACUUUGAUGACAUGAACCUGAAGGAGACUCUUCUCAGGGGAAUAUAUGCGUAUGGUUUUGAAAAGCCGUCGGCUAUUCAACAGAGGGCAAUCAUUCCUUGCAUCAAAGGCUAUGAUGUUAUUGCCCAGGCUCAAUCGGGCACUGGUAAGACGGCCACGUUUGCCAUCUCAAUCUUGCAGCAGCUGGAGAUUGAUCAGAAGGACACUCAAGCUCUGGUUUUGGCUCCCACGAGAGAGCUGGCUCAGCAGAUUCAGAAGGUAAUUCUGGCUCUGGGUGACUACAUGGGAGCAACAUGUCACGCUUGUAUCGGAGGAACUAAUCUCCGACAUGAAAUCUCAAAGCUCCAGAGUGAGUCCCCUCACAUCGUGGUGGGGACGCCUGGACGCGUGUUCGACAUGCUCAACAGGAGACAUCUCUAUGCGAAAUGGAUCAAAAUGUUCGUUCUGGACGAAGCCGAUGAGAUGCUGAGUCGAGGGUUCAAGGAUCAGAUCUAUGACAUCUUCCAGAAGCUGAACACCAACAUUCAGGUGGUCCUGCUCUCCGCCACCAUGCCAGCAGACGUGCUGGAGGUGACCAAGAAGUUCAUGCGGGAGCCCAUUCGCAUCCUAGUGAAGAAGGAGGAGCUCACCCUGGAGGGCAUCAAGCAGUUCUACAUCAACGUGGAGCGAGAGGAGUGGAAGCUGGACACGCUGUGUGAUCUGUAUGAAACCCUGACCAUCACCCAGGCGGUCAUCUUCCUUAACACCAGGAGAAAAGUGGACUGGCUGACUGAGAAAAUGCAUGCGAGGGACUUCACCGUCUCCGCUCUGCACGGCGACAUGGACCAGAAGGAGCGAGACGUGAUCAUGAGGGAGUUCCGGUCCGGCUCAAGCCGAGUCUUGAUCACUACUGACCUUCUGGCUCGAGGGAUCGACGUGCAGCAGGUCUCCCUGGUCAUUAACUACGACCUGCCCACAAACCGAGAGAACUACAUUCACAGAAUUGGUCGCGGAGGCCGUUUCGGCAGAAAAGGAGUUGCUAUCAACUUUGUCACUGAGGAGGACAAGAGGAUUCUUCGAGACAUCGAGACGUUUUACAAUACGACCGUGGAGGAGAUGCCUAUGAAUGUGGCCGACCUGAUUUGAGCCCCGAGAUUCUCUUUUUGUUUUUUUAAACGCAGUGAUAGCGAUCGUCCACUUGCAUUGUGCUUAUAUUAUUCGAGGGGGAUUAAAAAAAAAAACUUCUCAAUGCUAAACUUUGGAUAAGAAUUUCGGUGUGUGUUACAGCGAGGCGACUUCUCGAUGGUGGUCCCUCUCGGACAGGUGUAGAUUCUAACCUGGACAGCUGGCCGGCUGGCGCUGCGAAGCCAUGGGGUCUGUCAGCACUAAGGUCCUUACGGGGAAUCUUUUUCCAUGUUCAAUUAAGAUGUGUGUGUUUGAUGUUCUCCACCAUUUAGUAACUUACUUGUGGACUAAAAGGUAUAAGUGCUGUAUAAAGUCUGCAAACUAUGUUAUGCUAACAUAUGUGCGGUGUAUUGUGGGCCUGCUUAGUAGAGGCACCCGUCAUAUUAUACUGUAGUUUCACUUGCUUUUUUUGGUUAUAUUUUGUGAAUGUGUUUAAAUGUACCAUAUUUUUUAUCCCACUUGCUAUAUAUGAGAGUUACUCACUGGUUGGCUGUAUUCUGCUGACGUGAUUUUACCUUCCCAGAGUAUAUUGCUAUUCCCUUGACUACUUUUCAGAUUUCCUUUUCCUUUGAAUUGUAUGUCUUAAUAAACUGAUAUUGCUGUAAGUAAA
Messenger RNA from Salarias fasciatus (jewelled blenny), 1986 nucleotides. RefSeq names its product eukaryotic translation initiation factor 4A2 (gene eif4a2). The coding region runs from base 102 to 1337 and encodes 411 amino acids. The record is from RefSeq and is a predicted model, not a curated record. Lineage: Eukaryota; Metazoa; Chordata; Actinopteri; Blenniiformes; Blenniidae. Gene Ontology annotation, molecular function: nucleic acid binding; RNA helicase activity; ATP binding. The transcript has 11 exons.